Molecule: messenger RNA, 435 nt
Organism: Quercus robur (English oak)
Lineage: Eukaryota; Viridiplantae; Streptophyta; Magnoliopsida; Fagales; Fagaceae
Exons: 1
Coding region: 1-435 (144 amino acids)
Source: RefSeq, a predicted model, not a curated record
AUGUUUAACGAGAUAGAUGGUGACUUUGACGAUGUGGCCAUCAGCACUUUUAAAAUUGACCUCCUAGCUAAGCAUGGUUUAAGGAAAUCCCUGACUAGCAAACCUGUCACCAGUAUGUGCCAACUCAUGGAUCGGAUUGAUAAGUAUAAAAGGGUUGAGGAAGACCAGCAGCAGGGAAAAGGAAACGCUAAGGUUAUCCCUCAGGAGAUGAGGGAUUUCAGGUCGGACCAAUACAAUAAUAAUCGGUCGCGGAGAGAUUUUGCUGGGCAGUCAGGGUCUGCUAAUACUCAGGCGGUCAAUGCUAUGUUCCGAGAACUGGUGCAUCAGGUUCUUGAAAAGAUUAAGAAUGAGCCAUUCUUCAGAUGGCCAAAUAAGAUGGCAGGAAACCCCAUGAGGCGCAAUCAGAGCCUUUAUUACCACUACCACCAGGACUAG